AUCCUGGCAGACGACAUGGGACUCGGUAAAACCAUCCAGGUGAUAUCGUUCCUUUCUGGAAUGUACGAUAACGAGCUGGCCAAAUACACUCUGCUGGUCAUGCCAACUUCCCUCAUCACAAACUGGACCAAGGAGUUUGCUAAAUGGACUCCAGGCAUGAGGGUGAAGGACUUUCAUGGUUCCAGCAAAGCAGAGCGGACCAGGAACCUGGAGAAAGUUCAGAGGAGAGGUGGCGUCAUCAUCACCACGUACACCAUGCUCAUGAACAACUGGCAGCAGCUGUCCUCAUACCGCGGCCAAGAGUUCACAUGGGACUACAUGAUCCUGGAUGAGGCACACAAAAUAAAAACAUCCACCACCAAAACAGCCAAAAGUGCCUCUGCCAUUCCGUCAAAGAACCGGGUUCUUCUCACAGGAACUCCUGUUCAGAAUAACUUGAGGGAGCUGUGGGCGCUGUUUGACUUUGCUUGUCAUGGAACUCUCCUCGGAACAUCUAAGACAUUCAAAACAGAAUAUGAAAACCCCAUCACCCGUGCCAGAGAGAAGGACGCCACUCCAGGAGAAAUGGCUCUUGGCUCCCGGAUGUCAGAGAAUCUCAUGACUAUAAUACAACCCUACUUCCUCCGCAGGACAAAAUCAGAGGUGCAGAAAAACAAAAUGAAAAAUACACAUCCUAAAGAGGAAGAGUCCGACAACAAGGAUCAGAGCCAAGUCUCAAUUCCUCCAAAAGACUGCGGAGCCGUCAUGCCCUCGCUGACGAGGAAGAACGACCUGAUCGUCUGGACGUACCUGAGCCCCGUGCAGGAGGACAUCUACCAGCAGUUCAUUUCACUGGACACCAUCAAGGAGCUGCUCUUAACCACCAGGUCGCCUCUCGCUGAAUUAACCAUUUUGAAAAAGUUGUGCGACCACCCGAGACUUCUCUCUGCUGGAGCCAUCGCCAAACUGGGCUUGGAGGACAGCGCGGCUGAGAACCAUCAGAGCGAGGACAGGGACACGGUGGAUCACGGCAUCGCUAAUGUUCCUGACGACACGUUAGUGUCCGAGUCGGGGAAAAUGGUUUUUCUGUUUGUGCUUCUUGAACAGCUCAGACAAGAAGGACACCGCACGCUGGUCUUUGCUCAUUACAGGAAGGUGCUGGACAUCAUGGAACGCAUCCUGGGAAACCGAGGCUUCAAGGUGCUGAGACUGGACGGCACCAUCACACAGUUAGCAGAGAGAGAGAGACGCAUCAGUCUGUUUCAAACCGACGAAAGCUACUCCGUCUUCCUCCUCACCACCAUGGUGGGUGGAGUGGGCAUCACCCUGACAGGAGCAGACAGAGUGGUGAUCUUUGACCCCAGCUGGAACCCGGCGACAGACGCCCAGGCCGUGGACAGAGCGUACCGCAUCGGCCAGACCAAGAACAUCGUGGUCUACAGGCUGAUCACCUGCGGCACGGUGGAGGAGAAGAUCUACAGGCGGCAGGUCUUCAAAGACUCCCUCAUCAGACAGAACACCGGAGACAAGAAGAACCCGUUUCGAUACUUCAGCAAACAGGAGCUGAAGGAGCUCUUCAGCCUGGAAGACGCCCGGUCCUCCUCCACCCAGCUGCAGCUUCAGGCGCUGCACUCCAGACACCGGAGGACCGACCCCGGACUGGACCAGCACAUCGCCCGCCUGCACGCCAUGGAGAUAUUUGGGAUCUCUGACCACGACCUCAUGUUUUCCCUUGAACUCCAACAUGAUGAGGCGCUGGAGGAUCAGCAAGAGCACCACUACAUCGAAGGGCGGGUCCAGAAGGCGCAGGAGCUGAUGAAGGCGGAGUCAGAGCUGCAGAUGCAGCUGGCGGAGAGCAUGGCGUCGAGCACCGAACCAGCCUGGCUCCGCCCCCCGGGGGACAGCAGCAGCAGAGAGCGCUCCAAUGAGAAAAUGCCAAGAAAUCCACGACCCAUUCCUUCAUAUCCGCUGCAUGACACCAGUGUAAACAGCUCGCUGGUCGUGGUGGAGUCCGACCAAUCAGGCUCUAGUAAGGAGGAUGGGGAAAGGAUUGUGAGUCACCCAGUUAUCGAUCUAACUUCAGAGGAAAGUCUGACAGAAGAAGAAUCUGCUGCAGACGUACAUGACGAGCAGAACCUGGACCCCCCCGCACAGCCGCCUGUCACACAGGACCCGGCAGGAGAGGCCACGCCCCCUCAGGACGGGACUGACGGGUCCCUGCUGGUGUUGGAGUCUGAUGAUGCUGCAGGUGAUGUAGCAGAUGCUUCAGUGCAAGAACCAAUGGACCAAUCAGAGCGCAGCCCCGGGUACGUUACAGCAGUGGAUGAAGAUCAGCAGCUCGAUGGAAGUUCACAUCCAGAAAACGUCUCCUCGAUGGAGUCAAGUCACCGUCGCAUCUCGUCUCUCCAGAGCAGAAGACUGUCUGAGCUGCAGGCGUCAAACUCCAGCUUCAGAGGAGACUCGUCCAGAGUCAGCUCCGGACUCGAAUCGUUCCAAGGAAACUUCAAUUUACAGCUGGAGGACAGCGACAUGUUCUCAGAGGAUGAGCUUCAGGAUCCUCAGGAUGAUCAGGAGACGGAGGAGGAGGCGAAGAAGCUUCUGUCGCAGCUGCAGAUCGACGGCAGCUUCGAUGUCAAUAGAUCUCUGAGUGAGAGGGAACAGCACGAAGCUCUGAGACCAAACCUCAGCAACGGCCACGAAACCCAAGAGUCCAUGAACGGUUCUGUUGGAGCUAGAAGGAAGAAAAGAGCAGCAGUGCUAUCUGACACUGAGGAAGAAGAAGAAGAAGAAGAUGAUGAAGCAGAAGAGGAUGAAAGACCACUUGAAAACGCCUUCCAGGUUCUGGGAGCCUCCACUCCUAAAUCCGCGCCCGCUGACUUCCCCCCCCUCAGCUCCAGAAGGAGCAUGGGAGGAAACACCUCUGUGGCGUCCCGCCGCUCGCUGCUCCGCUCCAUCAUCCAAGACGUGGACCACCAGGACCUGACGGAUGAGAAGGAGGAGUCUGAUGAUGUCAGUUCAGAGAGGAACUCUGAUGAGGCAGAAGAGGACGACGUCAUUGGUUCGUCUCAUGAGCUUCAGCCUGAGGAGACAACUGGAGAAACCCUGAGCACCGAGGAGGAAGAGGAGGAGUCUGAGUCCGCUGACGUCAUCAGUAAAUCCGAAGGGGAAAUGAGCAGCGACCCCGAGGAGUCAGCCAGCGAACCCGAGCUUGCGUCCAGUGAGAGAAUGGACCAGUGCACGCUCGACGCCGGUGUCACGCCGAGCGGGACGAAGGAGGUCACGGCGUCGGAGAGCUACGACUCGCUGGUCACCCGAGGGCGGGAGUGCUACGGCCGGGGGGAGCUGGAAAACGCCCUGGGCUUCUUCCUGAGGGCGAUCGACAUCAGAGAGGGAGAUCCUGAGGUCCAGCUCAUGACCAUCAGGUUGUAUCAGAAGCUUCAGAAACGUUAGAGAAGAGACUUUAGAUCCUGACGUCUGUGGCUGU
Messenger RNA from Limanda limanda (common dab), 3463 nucleotides. It is a transcript of the gene ercc6l, whose product is annotated as excision repair cross-complementation group 6-like. The record is from RefSeq and is a predicted model, not a curated record. Gene Ontology annotation, molecular function: DNA translocase activity; ATP binding; ATP-dependent chromatin remodeler activity. The transcript has a single exon. Bases 16 to 3429 code for a protein of 1137 amino acids. NCBI's taxonomy places the organism in Eukaryota, Metazoa, Chordata, Actinopteri, Pleuronectiformes, Pleuronectidae.